Molecule: messenger RNA, 947 nt
Organism: Grus americana (Whooping crane)
Lineage: Eukaryota; Metazoa; Chordata; Aves; Gruiformes; Gruidae
Gene: MRPL35
Product: mitochondrial ribosomal protein L35
Exons: 4
Coding region: 241-783 (180 amino acids)
Biological process (GO): translation
Cellular component (GO): mitochondrion; ribosome
Molecular function (GO): structural constituent of ribosome
Source: RefSeq, a predicted model, not a curated record
UGCGCGGGGGGCGGCCCGGUGCGGCCCCGGUGCGGCCGUAUGGGGCCAUCCGGGGCAGGCAGCAGUUAUUACUGGCCCUGCGGUGGGGGAUGAGCCGGGCCCGGGCUGCGGCGCCCCUGGUAGCGAGAACCGGGCGGUCCGAAGCCGCUUCAGGCAGCGCCCCGCUGGGCGGGGCACGGCGCCGCCCCGCCCUCCACGCAGCGUGACCUUCGCCGGCUGCCGUGGCCUGGGUGCUGGGACAUGGCGGCGGCGGCGGCGGCGCGCGGGGCUGUGGCGGGGAUCCUGCGGCGCUGGGCCCCGCGGGCUGCCCUCGUCCCCGGCGCGGGACGCGCUGUCUCCGGCCUCUCCGCCCGGUGCAUCAGCCAGGUGCGGGCACCGGCCCCGCUGUGGAAACCGUGGCUGCCCUGGGGGAACCUGCCCGGAGGAGGCGCCCCCUCGGUCCUCAGCAGCAUCACAUCUCUACUUCCAAGUAUACUUCAGCAGCCAGUGAGAACUCUCACUUACUACAGCUUGCGGAAUGGGAAGAGGAAAACUGUGAAAGCUGUCACCGACAGGUUUCUCCGGCUGCACAAUGGCCUUUGGGUUAGGAGAAAGGCUGGUUAUAAGAAGAAACUGUGGAAGAAGUCAACUGCCCAGAAGAAGCGUUUGAGAGAGCUAGUGCUGUGCACUAGAACGCAAUGUAAACUCCUUGAUAAAAUGACCACUUCUUUCUGGAAAAGAAGGAAUUGGUACGUUGACGAUCCCUACCAGAAGUAUCACGAUCGCACGAAUCUUCGUGUGUAGAAAUUCUGGUUUCAUUUUUGCAUCCCUCUAGGAAAGAGGGGGUGGUACAUGUGCUGUGGUCUUAAUUUGAGAAUGCAAACCUGUAAUGGCUGUUACUUUUCUAAAUAAACAUCUGGUCAAAAUUAUGGGCAUCAGUGGCCAAAAUAAAGGAAUAUUCAAGAUUU